Molecule: messenger RNA, 1098 nt
Organism: Paramacrobiotus metropolitanus
Lineage: Eukaryota; Metazoa; Tardigrada; Eutardigrada; Parachela; Macrobiotidae
Product: 5-hydroxytryptamine receptor 1D-like
Exons: 1
Coding region: 1-1098 (365 amino acids)
Biological process (GO): G protein-coupled receptor signaling pathway
Cellular component (GO): membrane
Molecular function (GO): G protein-coupled receptor activity
Source: RefSeq, a predicted model, not a curated record
AUGAAUUUCACGAUGGAUUCCUGGAUGAAUUAUACCAACAUCACAAGUAAUUCCACAUCCUUAGCGACCACCCAGUGGGCGCCCAACAAAACCGGUGCGGCAAUCUCGGCCGUCGCUGAUCAUAAGUACAUCUUAGCCGUUCUUAAGAUAGCCGUCACUCCUGCCGGGAUGAUAUUAAACGGCAUCCUCCUCCUCAUUCUCAUCGCGAAUAAAACCCUACAUACAUCUUUCGCCGUGUACGUGUUCGUCAUUCUCCUAUCCUCCUUCUUGUACGCUUCUCUCGAAUUUCUACUGGUCAUUCUGGAGAAUUACGGGGAUUUUACCAUCGCACUGUGCUAUUUGCAGCAGUGCUCGCAAUGGCUGAUCAGCGCCCAAUGGGUCAACGCGCAACUGCAGAUCUGUUUGAACCGUAUCUGGGCACUAACCUUUCCCAUCUCGUAUAAGGAGCGCCAUACCAAACGGGUGGCGGUGAUGAUCACGGCGGCGAACUGGGCGAUGCUGUACAUGCUGGGAAUCCCGACAAUCGUGUUAAAUACGAGGUAUUUUCCGGCGAAUCCCAGUAAACCGUUUGUAUCGUGUAUAACUGAUAUGAUCGCAAGAGGACGGUAUACGCUGGGCAAUAUGAUUAUGGAUCUAACUGUCCCCACUAUAAUCAUCAUCCUAUCAUAUCCGUACCUGUUGUAUCGACAACUUAAGCGGUCGAAAAAAAGGAAAGCGAUGAGCGCUGAAAACCCGGGAAUACGGAUGUUGAUUAAGGAGGACUUGCAUGCAUUUCUGGUGCUGACCUCGAUCACGGUGUCGGUGGCGCUGUUUUGGGCACCGAUUAGUAUCUCCUUUAUCCUGCUGAUAACCGGCAAAUUGCGCUUGGCACCGGAUACGAUGCAGCUGAUUUCCUAUGGGUUUGCGCUGUGCGAUCUGGUUAUGAAUCCGUGUUUGAUAUGUUUAUCGGCUAAGGAUCUGCGGAUGGCGACACUGCGGGUGUUCCGGUGCCGGGUGAAGAAGGGACGGUCGAAUGUCGUGCAUCCCCGGACUGCGGCGGUUAAUACAACCGCCGCCCGUGUCACAACCGCUGCGCCACGGACUACUAAUGCACAAUAA